Caenorhabditis bovis is the source of this 330-nucleotide messenger RNA. The record is from the annotation of a GenBank genome assembly. NCBI's taxonomy places the organism in Eukaryota, Metazoa, Nematoda, Chromadorea, Rhabditida, Rhabditidae.
AUGAACACCACACUAUGCAAAAUCUUCGUCGAGAUUGCCUUCUAUCCGCCGUUUCGGGCGGUUCAAUUCCUCUACGCAUCGCUGGCGUUCAUCACUCUAAUUCUAAUUAUCUAUUUUCUAAAAGUCGUCAUUCAGAAAUCGACGUUCCAUCCCAGUUUCAAGAUGGUGCUUCUGCCAUGCCUAGUGCUACUAUUCUAUUACAAAGACUGUAAUUUCGCGAGUUCGGUAGUCGCUUCGAUCAUAUUCGCGACAUGCGAGAAUGGGGCAUCUCGCCUCAUAUUAACAUCAUCAUUAUUCAUUUCUCUUGUCGAUUUAAUACUUGUUCUUUAA